This is a messenger RNA of Penicillium subrubescens, 1941 nucleotides long. RefSeq names its product Zn(II)2Cys6 transcription factor. Lineage: Eukaryota; Fungi; Ascomycota; Eurotiomycetes; Eurotiales; Aspergillaceae. Gene Ontology annotation, biological process: regulation of DNA-templated transcription. The coding region runs from base 1 to 1941 and encodes 646 amino acids. The transcript has 3 exons. The record is from RefSeq and is a predicted model, not a curated record. Gene Ontology annotation, molecular function: zinc ion binding; DNA-binding transcription factor activity, RNA polymerase II-specific.
AUGACCAAGGGUUGCUAUACCUGUCGACGCCGUCGCAUUAUCUGCGACAAUGGCCUGCCGACUUGCAGAAAGUGUCGCGAUGCAGGGAAAGAAUGCCUGGGCUAUCAGAAGCCGUUGGUGUGGGUGAAAGGUGGUGUGGCUAGUCGAGGCAAGAUGAUGGGUCGCAGCUUCGACGAUGUCAAGAAACCCGACGGAGAUACAAAGGCCCAGAGUUCUACGCAAUCUCAAGUCUCAGCGGUGGCGAAUACUGCUGGCUUUGGCUUCUUUUCGAUCACCGAAUCCUCCUCUCCUACCAGCUCGCCGAGCUCGGGAGCACAUACGAGUCCAGAAUCCGAUACCUAUGUACACGAGACUGUGGAAACUGUAACAUCUGGACAUGCUGAUGGGCAUAUAUCACUUGGUUUGAAUGCAACGGAAGAAGCGGACAGCAGGAUGGUACAUGUCCCUAGGGGCGCCUCUAUGGACUUCAUUUCAGCCCCCUGGGGUCUGGUAGAUCCGCUGUUCAAAGACAUGAGUCAAAUCUCACGGUUCUACCUCUUCCACUACAAUCAACAUAUGGCCAAUGACUUUGUUGUAUAUUCCCAGUCCAAGAACCCUUGGCGGGAUAUUAUUUCUCUAGUCGGUGACUCGCCGCUUCUCGCACAUGGUCUAUGUGCCAUGGGCGCUCUACACUACUCGUUGAUGUCGGAAUCAGACUCGACCCAGAUGCCUUGGUCUUCAAACAGCCUCUUGACCAGCAGCUCACCUCUGUCACCCGAAGACAUUGAAACUAUCGUCUCCCCGGCUGGUAAUCGGCGGCCAUCUUCAAGGGCAUUCCAGCAUUUUCUCGAAUUCAAGCAACGUACACUCCAUCAACUCUCCAAGGACCUUUCAAAUCCCGUGAUGCAAAAAGACGACAGAACCUUGGCAGCUAUCGUUGUGCUUGCUCUUGUGGAUAUAUUCGAAUCGGGAAGUGGAGCAUGGAGUUAUCACAUUGAAGGCGCCAAGAAACUCUUGAGAGACAGACCAGAAAAUAACCUCGGCCGAGGUAUCCUUGAUGGACUCGAAACCUUUGCCAUCGACGGAUGCCUAAUCAUGGAAAUCAUGGGCUCAACCCUCGCUCGCCCAGGCGCCCUCUCCAAACCGUUCUACUCCGCCGCCAUGGGCCCAGCCAUGCUCAAACGCCUUGAAGAAACCUCUUGGGUCGGCUGUCCCGCCUACCUCCUAGAAGUAAUCUUUUUCAUCCACACCCUCUGGUACCCAGACUCCGAAAUCACCACCGCAACUCCCCAACCAUCCGCCCUCCCCGCCUCAAUGCAACAAGGCCAACCGCUCUCCCUGGAAUCAUACCUCGCUCUCCUCCAAGGAAUCCGCGACUUCGACCCUGUAGCCUGGGCCCACCACAUGCAAGCCUCCCAUUUCCUCUCCGACCUCUCUACCCGCAUCGCCCUCGCAAGAUCCUACCAAACAGCCGUCUACCUCUAUACAAGCCGUGUGCUAUCCCGCACCCGCGAAGGCUACACCCCUCCCUGGGCAGACGUCGGUCUACCAGCAGACCACUCCGCCGUGGCGAGCGACCUCCUCAAUCAAAUAUGUUCCGUGCCAUACUCCGAUCCACACUUUAAAUGCCUAAUAUGGCCUACUUUCAUCGCCGGCGCAGAAUGUCGCCGUACAUCGCAGCGGCCCCUCGUUCUUGAAAAACUCGGUGCGCUUUACCAGGCCGUGACGAGCGUCAACGUACAGAAUGCUGCGUGGGUUCUGCGAUUGAUGUGGCAGAAGCAUGAUCAGAAACGGCGCGAGAAUUGUGUGAGUACGCUUUCUGGACUCACGCUUGAAAAUGUGGAUGGUGUUGGUGGUGCGGGUAAUGUCGAUAUCAAUGAUGACGAUGACGAAGAUUAUGAUAAUACGUUUGACUGGGUCGAUGAGCUGGAUGAGUCGCGCCUGGAUUGGUUGUUCAUUUGA